GUGUUUGCACUCAUAUCAAAUAUGCAAACGUAAACUCUGUAUUGUUAUUGGACAGUGUGUUGGAGACCUCCCCUGUGCUCUUUGUAUAGCUUCUUGGAAGCAGCUGCAUGCCAUGCCUUCCCUGCUGAAUUAUUUAAAGUGAAGAUUUUAUACUUUACCUCUACAGGGAUUAUUAAACACUGCAGUAUAGCUACAUAAUUUACACACUAGUCAGUGCUCCAAAGUAAAGUUCCCAUGCAUUUAUAGUGGAAUUUUUAAGAACAAUGUCAAGUCUUGCAAAGCUGAGAUACAAAGAGCAGCUAAAAUGAGUCAUUUAUAAGGAACUUUUAUUGGUCAAUGCCAAAUCGUAGCAGUGCUGUUCCCCUGCACUCCCUCUGUCUUGCUUUAUAAACACACCCUUUCUCUUCAUCCUUUCAUAUCUUCCAAGAAAUAUCAGCUCUAGCUUUCCACUUGCUUUGGCACUCUAGCCCUUUUCCCAGCAUGCACUGCUGUAUUGCCUGUGCCUCACAGAGAAAGUAGCUGGUGGUGGCGCCCCCUCUUAGCGCAUGGUGGCAUCACAGGGUGGUUUUAGACCCAGGAAAUUGCUCUGAUAGCUAACAUUGAGGCUGAAUUGAUGUGCUUGAUAGCCUUCACAAAUCCAUCCUCUGGAUUGUCCGGAUGUCAGUGCUGCAUGAAUUCUGUAGAGCAUGGUUUAGAAUCAAUGAAGACAGGACUUUAUCUGUGAAUCUGAAAUGUAUCCAAACUGUUCCUACAUGCUGUGGCCCUCUCUGUAUGUAAAGCCACAGCGUCUGCCGCAUGACCUGCUACGACAGAGAGAGGACACCUGUCACUCAGAGGGAGAGCAGCGGGGGUUGCUCCAAUGGAAACAAGUCUAUUGUCACAUCAACUGUUGUCAUGUUCACUAUUUCUGAUUCCACAGGAAGCUCCCAGGGGCCGCUGUUAGGACUGUCACUGUUCUGUUUCUCUAUCUUUUCUCAUUGUCUUCAAUUCUCACAUGCGUUCUUUGCUUUCUCUGUCUAUUUUGGUGUCUAAACAAAAACUCACACACAAUCACACACUUACACCCUAAAUCCUUUUCUCUCCUUCUCUCUCUCUCUUCCCUCUCCUAGUCUAGAAGAGGUUGGGUUAUCUGUACACCUGGUCAGCUAAUUUGGUUCCCCCUCUCCUUUUAUGAGACAGCUGCCGUUCCUCAGCGACCGAAAUCUGUUUAUUGAGCGUUCCACAUCAGGGUCCAUUAUUCUGAAUGUGCUCCCAGAAUAAUUAUGAGUUAUGAACGGUACACCUACUCUGCAGUUACCCCUGGGACAAGAGGUGGAAAGCUAAUACAUUAAUGUUCUCUCCGCCCACACACCUACCUGCCCACCUACAAAUUGUGAUGUUUUGGUCCCAAGGAUUCGUCAUAUGUUGAAAAAAGAGAGAAUAUGUGCUCCUGACCGCUCUAAUGGUUAGGGGUGGUUUUUGGUUGUGUGUGCAUGUUAGCUGUGGUUUUCAAGGCUGAGUUCCUUGUAUAGAAUCAGUGUGUGGUUUUUCUUUGGAGGCUUGAAUGUAGGUUAUGCCCUUACUGUAUAUGUCGCAGUACGGGGGAAGUGCACUAACACACGGUGAGAGCGUUCAGCCACCAUUCAGAAAUGUCAGACUCAGACCUGGGUUGACUUUACCCUCAAGCAGGUCAGUCUGAAUUCCCUUUCCCCUGAAACUCACAUCUUCCAUUGUACCUGUCAAAGUGACAGUAGCCCCAGAGCUAGAACAUCACACAAAGCGGCACAAAGGACAUAAAGGUACUGAUCCAUUUUUAAUGCAUUUGUCUCGCCCCCCCCUCCGUCACUCACUCUGCACUGUCCAUCUGCUGCACUGUACAUGCCGCUCUUUUUAAAAAAAAAAAAAAAACUCUAUAUUCCUGCUGGUGCAGCACUCUAGUACACCGAGUUCUAUCGAGACUCACCUGCACAAGAGAUGAGAGUUCGCUCAGCGGCAGGCAUCACUCAGGCACACUCACACUCACCACACACAUGAAUAUGAACAAACAGAGUGGGAGCAGAUCUCCUCUGUUUGCAGCCUGAUCUUUUCAUCUUCAGUGGCAGGUCUCAGCCUAGACCUAUAAAUUCAUCACUUUGUUGUGGCGCUCAAAGGAGACUGUGCAGCCGACAGACUGAUAUAACAAUAUCAUAGAAAAGUCACUGUAUCUGCAGUGUGAUAAGUAUUUUAAAGCUUAAACACAAACUAUGUGGCUUAUAUCUCCUUCCUUCAUCAUCCACUUCCCUCUUUUCCUCUCUCCUGUUAUCGGGGUGUCUGCAGCUGCAGUGUUGGACAGGGUCACAGAUGUAAUCAAUAACAAAGCACUGCAGCCGGUACAGUGGUAUUAGAGAGGGCCAAGUAUAAGCUGUCAUCAGCUCCUAAGCCAAGUGUCUGGCCACACAAAGUGCUUGUGGAGCAGUGUAAAUAACCACAGUGAAGCUAGCAGAAAAUGAAUGGUUGGCACAAGACAUAUUUUUACUAUCCAAAUGUCCAUGUUAGAAGACUACUGCAUACUGUGUUGAAUUAUAGCUUAUCUCAGUCACAGUUGCUUCAACAGCUGCUUGUUUUCUUUUAUUACAAGAGGACGCAGGAUGUCAGAAAUGUGCCUUCUCAUGAGGACAGCUGUGAUAUAAUUAAACCAAUGAGUACCAUGUGGUUGAUUUGAUCAUGUAAAGCUAUGACAGCAUUUAUUAAAGCUUUGAUAAUUUGUUUAAUUUUUUGUAGUCAGAGAUAGUUGGUAGAAGCUAAGGAUUUAAAAAUGUAUUGCUACAAGCGUAUAAUUUCCCAGUUUUGGAUUUAACGAUGAUGUGAGAAUCCUAAAGAACUUUUAUUCAUUCCAAGUUUUUAAGUAUGCCACUUUCCAGUGGGGUGCUUAGAAAGUGUUUCUUAGCCUCUCAUGUGAAAUGAGCAGAAAGAGAUUUAGCCCUUUUGCAUGCAUGCCUCUAGCUGUGCUUGACUUCUAUGGGUCUCAUUUGUUGGGCUCAUAAAGCUUUGGCUAGUUGAAAUUUGACCAGGGCAGCUAUUGGGCUCCUCUGUAGCCUGGUGCACUGAAGAGAUUAGCCCUGACCAAACCCUUAACCCCAUCUGUGUGUGUAUAUGACAGCAGUAUAUUUGACUGCCCCACCGCCAGCAGCGUUCAGCCAGCAGCUCUGUCAGCACUGUGUUUCUGCCUGAGCUCACAGGCUAGUUGGGUUGUUCAGUCCGUCAUCUGGACACAGCUCGCAGACUUGACCAUAUCGUUGCUGACACAUGAAGAAAUGUAUGAUCACAUGAACAGGCUCAAUGCAGAAAUUUAAAAAAGAACUCAUGCUCACAUACACACAGACAGCUACGGAGUUGUCACUGAUCCGAAGACACACAUUGACAGACAAGGCUUUAGCUGUUAAUUAACUUGAGUGCUGCAGCAAUUAGGUUCACAGUCAUUUGAAGAUCAGUGCUUUGGUAAAAAUCUACGAUGAGUGUUAAAUACCGACUCCAAUGUAUUUGGUAUCUUUUUAGUGAUAGCAGCAGUUUGUUUUAUAGGCAUAAUGUCCUCUGGGUUGAUGAAUCAAAGCUAAUGAAAGACUACACUGAUGAGACACAGAGAGUAACUCUGUUUGAGAAAUCUAAUAACCUAAUGGGUAACUCUUGUAGAUUUUUUUACCAUUUAUCUGGUUGUAUGUGCAUUUCUUUUUUACUGUUAAAUGGCUUGUUGGUGGAACACCCGAUAUUGGAUGUCAGAGGCUUGUGACAGAAAGAUGGAAGAUGAAGGAGAGGAUAGGACACAAUCUUGCAGCAGUGCGGCAGGCUCCAUGGAAAAGGUUUAAAAGCCCAGAUGAGACCCACAGCACAGCCUGAUAUAUACACUGCUGUACCUCUGUGUCUGCUUGAGAGAGUGCACUGUGUUACAUCACACAUUUGUUGAAGAAAUGUAUAGUAUGAUAGCCCACUGUAUGAGAGAAAGAAAGAGAGUCAAAGCCAUAUUGUCUGCUCAGCGGUGAAGUCUGUAGCUAUAGAGUGGGAUCCUACAAGAGAGAGUCAUAUUCUUGUCUGACUGGCACACAGGCUGCAUCAAAGUAGACAAAAAGCUCUGUGUUUGUUGGUUAGCAUGUCCGUGCAGACUCUGAGACCUAUUCUUUUAUCAGCUGAAUAUGCUAUUUGGUUCCACUCUUUGGCCACUGCAUUUGGAUUUGUUUUCCUUGAAUGUCAUUUUGGCCAUUCUGUGGGGGUGUUUUUGUCCUUGACUCAGGACAGCGGGAGAAAAAUGAGUUAUUAUGCCUAAUGUGCUCUGUGCCUCUCAUCUGAUCAUUAUAAUGAGCUCCAGUGCGUUUAUGUCUCUUAUGUGUGUAGCUGUGUAAUUGUCAAUGUGGCUGUGAAUAUGCACUUGCCCACUGAAGUACACAUUCAUGCCUUUGUUUGGGUCUUUUCUGUUUUGUGGACUGGCAUUACGACUAUGGUUCACCUCAGAGGGCCUUUCCUUGUGUCAUCAUUCCAAACUCCAGAGGCAAAUACCAACCUCUUUAAUUCUCACUUUCUCAUUUUGCUCUUUCUUCUUUCUGUAUGUACAUACCUGUCCAUUUCUAGUAUUCUCUUGCCCUUACACACAUACAAACAGCUGAAACCCUUCAACUCUUUUGCAUUUUGUUACCUCUGUCUGUCUCUUUCUCUCAACCAGUAUCACUGCUCCAAAAAUAACUUUUUUCUCUCUCACCCCCCCACUCCCUUCUCCCCUUAUACUCGUACUGUAAAUACCAUCAAUAAUAAAUGUGACAAUAGAAACCACUGUUUUCUAUAUUUGUAUCAUUGACAUGCAAGAGUCAAGAUGGACAUGAAUUGGGGAUCGUGAUUUCAUAGACAUUUUCUAAGCUUAUACCACUAGUCUUUAGCAGCCAUUAAAAAAUCUGUAUCUCAUGAGGAGGGAGUCGGUUCAUGGGGAAAGAAUUUAAAAGAAUGUGCUCAUGUUAUGCUAUUAAGGGGGAUCCCACCAAAUUUUAGUAUUCAGGUUUGUUUUUCCAGUUAAUUUACGUCCCUUUCAAGUGAAUAUGUGACUGUGCAGCUUUCAUUUGCAAUGUGCAUUCAGCAUAUGCCUCCAAUGACAAUACUUAGGAAAGCUGGAAAGGAGACAGACAAUAGGUUUAAAUGACUUUUAAAACAGCCUUGUUAGUGCAGUGAUAUUAUUUUGUAUUUUGGGCAAAUCACAGUCUUUUGGCAGGCACUGUUGAUCAUGUGUGCAAAUUUUAAUUAAAUUUUAAUUAUAGACUGCAAAACAUAAUUGCAUUCUAAAUUUGAGUGGUAUCCCCCAAUUAUCUUGUUUUGAACAAGAUGUUUUCUGUGUGUGUAUGCGUAUGCUGUGUGUGACAAUAUGAAUGCACAUGCGUGUCUUUGUCGUUGAAGGCCCUGCUAAAGACAGCAGAGGCCAUGCUGUUCUCUAACAGUUGUUUCUCCUCCUUCCUCCUCCUCUGAAAUGGAACCCUUGCAGACGGAGAAGAUUGCCCAGGAGAGGGAGAAGUUUGCAGAUGAGGACAGCAUAUUUUACACACUGGGAGAAUGUGGCCUUAUCUCCUUCUCUGAUUAUAUCUUCCUCACCACUGUGCUGUCCACUCCCCAGAGGAACUUUGAAAUCGCUUUCAAGAUGUUUGAUCUCAAUGGUGAUGGAGAGGUGGACCUGGAGGAGUUUGAACAGGUCCAGAGCAUCAUUCGUUCCCAGACCAGCAUGGGCAUGCGACACCGUGACCGCUCCACCACAGGAAACACCCUGAAGACAGCUGGCUGCAGCUCUGCUCUCACUACCUACUUCUUUGGAGAAGACCUGAAGGGAAAACUCACCAUCGGCAGCUUCCUGGAGUUUCAGAGGAAACUGCAGCAUGAUGUGCUCAAAUUAGAGUUUGAGAGGAACGAUCCCAUGGACGGCAGAAUCACCGAGAGACAGUUUGGAGGUAUGCUGCUGGCCUAUAGUGGCGUCCAGUCUCGUAAACUCAAGCAGAUGCAGAAGGGCUUGAAGAAGAUGUUUAAGGAUGCACAGGGCAUCACAUUUGAGGAGGUGGAGAAUUUCUUUACUUUCCUAAAGAACGUGAAUGAUGUGGACACAGCCCUGAGUUUCUACCACAUGGCUGGAGCCUCCAUAGAUAAAGUUACCAUGAAGCAGGUGGCCCGCACCGUGGCCAAGGUGGAGCUGUCGGAUCAUGUGUGCGAUGUGGUGUUCGCUCUGUUUGACUGUGAUGGGAAUGGAGAGCUUAGUAAUAAGGAGUUCAUAGCCAUCAUGAAGCAGCGACUGAUGCGUGGGCUGGAGAAACCCAAGGACAUGGGCUUCACCCGGCUGGUGCGUGCCAUGUGGAAGUGUGCCCAGGAUACCGCCUGGGACUUUGCCACACCAAAGACAUAAUAGAGACAGGAGGCAACAUGUGAGUGUGAGAGAGAGAGAAAGAGAGAGGCAAUGCGCGAAUAAAGCAACAACACAUCAAAGCAUUAAAGGCUUUCUCCUUCAACAGGUCUUGAGAAUUUAAAUAGACAAUUAAUGCAAUGAACUCAUUAGGACUACAGCUCUGAGGGGCAUCAUCAAUCAUUAACACACACCGCUGUAGAUCAAGCUAUCAAUACAGUGACUGAAGCAUGCUGACACAGCACAGUGUGUCUUGAAAGGCUUCUCUGGUGUGCCUGUCUAAGGCAUUGUGGGUAUUUGUAUAUUUGAAACAUACAACCAAAAUUUGUAUGUGUAUUUUGCCAUAUUCUACAGAGGAAAGUCGUGUCAGAGGGUAACUGUAUGACGCUAAAAACAGCACUUUUAUAUCUGUAUUUAAGCUGUUGCAAAAGGUAAGACAAGAAGUGAAAUCAAUCUUAUUUGACCUUCAGCUGUAUAAAUGCCGCAGUAUGUCUGUUCUAUACUGAAAACAGACUCUUAGUUAUUCCUUUGCUGGGACAGAGCAGAACUCUAAUUUUGUUAGCACAGCAUUUCAUUCAGUCUGCUAGCUGCAGUUCACUCCUGUCAUUUUGUCCCAUAGAUCAACAAUGCUUGUCUUGCUCUACAAUGUAUUGUUCAAAGUGUGUAUCCUUCUAAUUGUUGCUCACUGAAACACUUUAUAUAAGAUGGAUGGCAAAAGAAACGCUCUAUUAAAGAUGUUUUAAUAAUGUAAAA
Molecule: messenger RNA, 7126 nt
Organism: Lates calcarifer (barramundi perch)
Lineage: Eukaryota; Metazoa; Chordata; Actinopteri; Centropomidae
Gene: micu1
Product: mitochondrial calcium uptake 1
Exons: 8
Coding region: 5459-6376 (305 amino acids)
Biological process (GO): mitochondrial calcium ion homeostasis; calcium import into the mitochondrion
Cellular component (GO): uniplex complex
Molecular function (GO): calcium ion binding
Source: RefSeq, a predicted model, not a curated record